ACAUGUCACCUGACCUCAGACAGGACUUCAAUAUGAUGGAACAGAAGAAGAGAGUCACACAGAUACUACAGAGUCCUGCCUUUAAGGAUGAGUUGGAGGGGCUGAUUGAGGAGCAGAAGAAGAAAGGCAACAACCCCACUGGUCUCCUGGCCCUCCGACAGAUCGCUGACUUCUUCAUGUCUUCAUCCGUGGCUGGCUUCAGCACCUCACCCCUAAGCCUUGGAAUGGUCACUCCCAUCAACGACAUGUAUGGAGUGGAGUCUACCACUCUGGUGAAGGGGGAGAAGCAGACACGCUGCAAGCUGGCCAGCCUCUACAGACUGGUGGACCUGUUCAGCUGGGCACACUUUGCCAGCUCCUACAUCACAGUCCGAGUCAGCAAAGAGCAGGACCACAUCCUCAUCAUCCCCAGAGGACUGUCAUUCGCUGAGGCGUCCGCAUCCAACCUGGUAAAGCUGAACAUCAUCGGGGAUGUGAUUGACCAGGGCUCCACCAACCUCAGGGUUGACCCGUCAGGCUUCAGCCCCCACGCUGCCAUCUACUCCAUCAGGCCAGACGCUCGCUGCUGCGUCCACGUGCACACUCCUGCCACCGCCGCCGUGUCGUCUAUGAAGUGUGGCAUCCUGCCCAUCUCUCAGGAGGCCUUGAUCCUGGGUGACAUCGCAUACUACAACUACCAGGGUAGCCUUGACGACCAGGAGGAACGCCUGGCGCUGCAGAAGGCCCUCGGACCCUCAGCCAAGGUGCUGGUGCUGAGGAGCCAUGGAGUGGUGGCUCUGGGGGAAACCAUCGAAGAGGCCUUUCAUUACAUCUACAACGCUCAGUAUGCCUGUGAGAUCCAGGUGAAUGCGGUCUCGUGUGCUGGCAGCGUAGACAACCUGAUUGUGUUAGAUGCUGAGAAGUAUAAGUCUCGGACCCAUGCGGUGGCAGAUGCAGGGUCUGUCAACAUGGGAAGCCCACACAAGUGGAAGGUGGGAGAGCUGGAGUUUGAAUCUCUCAUGAGGAUGCUGGAUAACCUGGGCUACCGGACUGGCUACGCUUACCGCCACCCCAUCGUUCGGGAGAAGCCUCGGCACAAGUCCGACGUGGAGAUCCCGGCCACGGUGACGGCGUUCAUGUUGGAGGAGGAGGAGGGCGCCGCGCGGCUGCCGUUGAACUUCCUCCAGCAGAGACAGGCCAGGGAGAAGACACGCUGGCUCAACAGCCCCAACAGUUAUAUGAAGGUUAACGUGGCGGCCGUGGACGAACGCACCAGGACCAUGUGGAUGAAGUCUGAGGAAGGGGGCAACAGCAGCGGCACUCCAAUCCGGAUCGAAGACCCCAAUCAGUUUGUCCCUAUGAACACCAACCCUAGCGAGGUGCUGGAGAGGAGAAACCGAAUCAGAGAGCAGAACAGAUUCGACAUGAUGACGUCCGGACCUCGCUCUCACCACCUGGCAGGCAUCCCAUUGGACGAACCUCGAAUGGAUCAGCCGGUCCGUGUGAAGCCCUAUGUGGCAUCCGAGGAUGACCAGAUGGUUCCUCUACCUCCUAACCCCUUCAGUCAGCUGUCUGAGAAAGAGAUGGACGAAUACACGAUGAACGUAGAGAAGAGACAGCUGGGGCUGAGUGAGAACCACACGAUGCAGAACGGCAAGGAUGGCGGCGACCAUGAGGUGAACGACGAGCUGAGCAAAAGGGUCAGUCAGCUGACCACCAGCGUGGAGAGCAUUGAGGUCAAGGUCCGCACCGGCGAGAAGAUCGAAGACUCCGCCCUCUCCCCCGAGAGCUCGCCCUCCAAGUCCCCCAACAAGAAGAAGAAGAAGUUCCGCACUCCCUCCUUCCUCAAGAAGAACAAAAAAAAAGAGAAAAUGGAGGCCUAGAGAAAGAGAGAUGGAGGGAGUGAUAUUACAGCCUAUAUACAGUUUAAGAAGAAAGAGGGGACCCCUCUUAUUUUUAUUUUUUUGUCUGUUUUCAUUUUAGUUUUGUUUUUGUCAGUGUCCUCUUGUCAUUUUUUUUUAAAGAUUUUAUUUUGAUUGUAUUUUUUAACAAAUUGUUCUUUUAAGUUAAAUUUUUUUAGACUUGCGCGAAAAGUGAUGAAUUGAGUUGAGGAUUCUCUUCCUCUGCCUAGAAGUGAAGGCUCAUUGAUUUGGGAAGGCGAGGACUAAAAUGAUAAAGCUGCAACGACUGACUCCUCCCCCAUGUUCAAUAUUUACUGCCAUUGGCUGAUUGUUAUUUCUUCUCUGCCAUUGGCUAAUUGUUGAUUAUGGAAUUAGAAUCAGCCAAUCGUAUUCCUUGCUUCAUAACCUCCAGCCGACACUGGCGGGUCUAGAUAUGCAUCAGUGGUAUUAUUAAACUGCACAAUAUGGCGACUAGCUAGCGCACGGAAACGCUUUCCGCCCUUAUGGUAACCAUAACAACCACCAUGUUCUUUUCGCUUAGAUUUUCUCCUCAUAUGAGGUCUGCUUCUUCAAUACAUAGAGGACUGAAAUCAGAGAGGCCACAAAGAAAUAGUCAGACUGGAAAACUGGUUUUGAGAUCUUUCCUUCACUCUUGCUUCUUGUUUUCGCUUUCUCUCUCUGCCUCUCACUUCGUUUUUCUCUUUCAUCCUUCUUUUUAUUGCUCCUCUUCCUCUCUCACCUUCUGUUAAAAGUGAAUCUAUCUUUACAUUACCUAGCUGUCUUCUCGUCGACCUCCGACCUUCAUCUGUUGUUCACCACUGAUUCACUAUAAACUCACCGUUUUUUUUUUAUUGUCCUCUCCUCUUAAUAAUUUCAUUUUUAUUUU
Oncorhynchus gorbuscha (pink salmon) is the source of this 2766-nucleotide messenger RNA. RefSeq names its product gamma-adducin-like. The record is from RefSeq and is a predicted model, not a curated record. The coding region runs from base 3 to 1862 and encodes 619 amino acids. Gene Ontology annotation, biological process: barbed-end actin filament capping. Gene Ontology annotation, molecular function: actin filament binding. Gene Ontology annotation, cellular component: cytoskeleton; postsynaptic density; plasma membrane. Lineage: Eukaryota; Metazoa; Chordata; Actinopteri; Salmoniformes; Salmonidae. The transcript is spliced from 14 exons.